AUGGGUUCUUUGCUUCCAGUGGACGGGCAUCGACCGAGGUAUUCACAAUUGUAUGUAUUCGAUCCCCACACUGAACUUGUCGAUAGGCUGCACCAUUUUUCGUUGCCGGAUGCUUCUCUGAGGCCUGAUAUUGUGUCUGGACUUAUGAAGUUGUUUGACGUUACCAACGAAUUAGUUAAGUCAUUCAGGAGAAUUCGCAGUCAACUUGCUGAUCCACUGACUACAAAUAUGAGGCUACGAAUAGUCGGGGCUAGAGACACUACAAAUCGACAGUAUGACCUCCCAACAGGUUCUGAACUGGCAGGCUUAAUUCCUGGGGAUUUUGUCCCUGACAAGGGCGAACGAGAUAUUAUUAUAGAUCACCGCUCUGAAGGUCUCAAAAUAAUUACAAGUGUCAAUCCUAAGUUUGAUGCAUUACAUUUCCCUGUGCUUUUUCCAUAUGGAGAAGAUGGCUUCCACGUCAAGAUACCGUAUGAUCCAGUACAUAACCAACCAACUGAUUGGAUAGAAAUUUCAGAAUCCUUUAUGAUCCAAUCUACAGAUGCACCUAUCGAGAAGAUGACUUCCGAAAUAUAUUCUGAUUUCUCUCAAAGAUUUCACAGUGCUUCAUAUUUGACUGAAAGAUCCAUAGUGACUCCAACAAACAGCAAUGUGACAGAGAUUAAUACUCAUAUGCUUUCUUUGGUGCCAGGCCCCAUACGGACUUAUUUUAGCAGUGACACAUUGCAUACUGAUGCAACCGAUGCAGGACGAAUUGAAGCCGAAUAUCCUACAAAAUUCCUCAAUACCCUGUCUUUCAACGGCUAUCCAGAGCAUCAGAUUGACCUCAAGGUCUUCACGCCAGUCAUGUUGUUAAGGAAUCUCAACCCAGCUAUAGGUUUGUGCAAUGGUACGCGUUUGAUGAUUGUCUUCUUGGGUCAUUAUGUUAUUAAGGGUCUCAUAAUGGGAGGUACAUCUAAUGGGAAGACUGUGGCUAUUCCCAGAGUUGCCCUUAACAUCAACGACAGUCGUUGGCCAUUUGUGCUUAAACGACGGCAAUUCCCGGUUCGCCUGUGUUACGCCAUGACCAUCAAUAAAAGCCAGGGACAAACAUUACAGAGUGUUGGUGUUUACUUACCGAAACCUGUCUUUAAUCAUGGUCAACUUUAUGUUGCUGUAUCUCGAGUCCGGACAGCUACAGGUCUACGGCUCCUCAUUGUUAAUGAACCAAACAUCCCCUCAAACUACACUCGCAACAUAGUGUACCAUGAGGCAUUUAGCGGUCUUGGAAACACAACAGAGCUCACCGUACCGCUACUGUAA
Messenger RNA from Linum tenue, 1302 nucleotides. Lineage: Eukaryota; Viridiplantae; Streptophyta; Magnoliopsida; Malpighiales; Linaceae. The record is from the annotation of a GenBank genome assembly.